Messenger RNA from Owenia fusiformis, 333 nucleotides. The record is from the annotation of a GenBank genome assembly. Lineage: Eukaryota; Metazoa; Annelida; Polychaeta; Sabellida; Oweniidae.
CAGACACAUUAGCGGGCUACACAUGUACGUGCAAACCCGGCUUUUAUGGGGAUGGAUUCAACUGCAAUAGCUUUAACGAAUGUAUUGAGGGGACCGACGAAUGUGAUCAAAAUGCCGUGUGUUAUGACAGGCAGGAAGGCUAUGACUGUAUUUUCAAUGAUGGAUUCAUACCCGUUGAUGGAAUAGUUGCAAGUGGCCCAGUCGAAGGUGAGGAUAUUGAGGAAUGUCUUACACAAGCGGAUGAUUGUCCCAUCAAUACAGUAUGCACUAACACAAUUGGGUCAUUCACAUGUGACGCAAUCGGCGCACGGAGACGCCGACGCUCAAUUGAAA